AAACCACCUGGAAUUUUUACGACGAUCACGACUUUUGACUUACCUUGCGCUUUAGCAUAUUCUGGCGUUACCAAAUUUCUGUAUUCUUCUCGGAACUCUGCAUUAGUGCAAUUAAUUCCCUCCGAGAUCGCAGCAACAAGUUUGCAUGCCCAUUUGUUCCCAUCCUCCCCUCCAGUUUUGAAUCUCGAUCAUACCGCGGUCCGCCGAAAUUGUCUGUCGCGUCCAUUCCACAUUCCGCAUUCCACGUCUGUCGAUUCCCCUUCGCUCGCAAACCUUAUGCAACUACGAUGACUUCAAAUCCGACCGUCGAGGCCUAUGGCCGAUUGUGGGCUCAACAUCUCGCCUCGACAAGAGACGUGACUACUGCAAUUAGCAUGAAAGGGGCCGAGGCCCUGUCUACGCGUCAACCUUCUUCAAGCACAGUCUUCACUUUUGACGGCCCGACUCCCGAUGUCAGACCGCCACAAGUUACCUUCUUCCACGGUACUGCAACUGCCAGCGCGAUAAACCCAAUCACAGCCAACCUUGAUCUCGCACCCCCACGGCUUCCUGCGCCACGCCCUUGGGACUACUGUCUCUUCGGCUCCGCUUUGCCUCGCUUUCGCGGCCGAGAUAUCUACAAACGAGCCGGUGUCCUGGCUCAGAGCCCCUCGGACAACCAGGAAUACAUAGCCGUCGAGCGCGAGCUUUCCAGGAUCCAGAGUGGCCCUCGAAAGCGUGCCCGGUCUAUGAGCUUCUUCCAACAUCAGAUCGAUUCUGAAGAGAGUCUCCUGUGGAACUUGCCAUCCCUCGAGGCUUUUGUCUCGAAGGCGGAUGGGCUGCAGAUCCUGGAAGAUGCCCGCAACUCGGUCUUCCAGUACUACGUUACGCUACACGAGCAGGACCUACCAGUUCCUAAGCUUAUCGAGCAUCAUACCUGGCACGGCUCCAUAGAUAUGGAGAACAUGACGAUAAUUCCUCGAAAACGGCGCUACAACAGCGAUCCCAUCUUGCGCUACGAAGAAGCCCAGUUUGAGAAUGUCAGGAGCACAGCUGCCAGCCCUAACAACGAGUCCACCUCCAAAGAAUGCGGUCGCCACAUCAGAGGCUGCCGCCGCGCUCCCAGGCUUUCCACCGUCGACGAGUGCACAGAACCUUCCGAGUCCCCAAGUCGGGAGAUUACUACCCCUUCCAAAUCUCUCAUCCACCGUCUGUCCUCCGCAGGCCACCGCACUACAAUUUCGCCAUGGAGAUUCACAUUUAUGAGUCCUUCCCAGGCCACCAACGACGGAGACGUAACACCUCCCAGAGUCUCCGCCACCUAUGGCUAUGGCUCGCCUGUAUCUGCCAAGCGUCUGUCUCCUGUGCGAGCCGCAGCUAUGCUACGCACGCCGGAUUGCUUCUCAGCAUCUCCGAUUGCCGCCGCCCGCCUCCAGCAACAGUCUUCCCCAGUCAUCUUCAACAAGCCAGCACUUGCCAUCGAUCACGCGACACCUACACAUCUGGCCUCGCCCGACACUCGUCGCAGCUCAACCCCCACAAAGAAGCACCGUGGUAGACGUCGUUCGUCCCUCACUGCAAGUCGCCUCCUUGCCAUUUCUGAGAUUGCUCAUAGUCCCCUGUCUUCUCCUUCCUGUUUGACCGCGGACGAAAUCGCUCCUGUUGAACUUACCCCCAUGACCGUUUCUCAUGUGGACGCUACCACCGAUCACAACUCUAUUAUCAAGGAUAAGUCAUCUUGCCUGGGUACAGAUGCGCUGGCUGGUUUUGUCGACUCGGAGGCUCCCGUCGAGACCCAGAUGCAGGUUCAUGCCAACACUAGCCCCGCUGCUGAAGUCGUGCCGCUUAUCGAGACACCUGAUAUCCCCAAGGAAUCUGGCCUCUCUGAUUAUGAGACUGUCAAUCAUAUCGAAUCCAAUCACAGCGAGUCGGAAGCUGCCGAGUCUGAUGCUCUCAAGGACAACCUGACCGCGACUUCACCAUCUACUCCCAAGGCCGAGUCCACCGUUUGCACUGAUGUUAACUUUGAUAUGGUCGAUGUUGAUCUCCGCAAAAAUCUGGAUAUAUUCGGUCGUCCUCGCGAGACGUCUACUCAUUCCCCUGCUAUAAGCUCACCUAUCAGUCCAUCGUUGAAGACUGUCGAUGAUGAUAUCUUAGGUCAAUCUUCCACACCUGCUGACCUUCAAGAAGUUGACGGCGAAGUCUUGGAUGAGGACUACGACGACGACGACAUGACGAAUGCCAUUAAUCACGAACAAAUCAACGACACCAUCGCUCUCAACCUUCCCGACAUGGCAGUUGAUGUACAACACAACGCAAAAGACGACAUCAGGGUUGAUGAGCAGCCUCAACGAGUCCUCAACGCAGAUCAUCGCCAAAAAGAGGCCGACCAAAAUCGCGCAGAACUCCAGAGCUUCAUGGAACGCAUGAGGGCCGGGAAAGGUGACACAAGUAUCAAGGUCAAGCGUCGGUCAGGGUCACUUGGAGCAUCUGCUACAGGGUCCCCCAUCCGACGAUCAGAACCUGAAGACGGUGAUGAGAGCGUCUCGAAGCGGCAGCCUUUGGGGGAGAAGAGUCCUAACAUGUCUCCAAGCCCAACCAAGAAGCGCAAAACUGUCGAGGAUGAGAUCAGCAGCGGCCUCCUUCACGCGCCAUCGUUGGAGGAUCACUCGCCUCCAAAGCCCAAGCGUCGCCGAAAGAACGCCGAGACGGAAUCCGACGGUAUCCUGAACCCAGAUUUCCAGCCAGGAGAGGCUCAGCCGCCGCGUCGCAGCACGCGCACCAAGCGCAAUCUCUUGCCGCCGGCACCAUCGGCCAAUGGCUUUGCCUUGAGCAAGUUGCCCGUCAUUCGCAGCAUAGCAAUAGACGAUGGUGGAUUCGGGGGCAGUCCAAGCAGCGCCAUUGUUCGCAAUGAUGACCGUCAACUGCAGGCCACGACACGAGCCAACACCCGCCGUAACAAGGCUGGGGCUCUGCACGCCAGUGAUGCGCUGAACCUGCAAGCGAAGCGAAAGCUGUCUGGUGCUGACGACGACGAAGGCGAAGACAAGGCGGCAGCCACAAACAAGAGGGCCAAGACCACCAAAUCGGGCAGUGCUAAGAGCGUCCGUUGGGGUACGCCCCUGGCUAGCUACCAGGAGCCACCUGCUGCUGUUGCGCCCAAUGUUGCUUCGGAGUCGGCAGAUGAGCUCGCCGCUGAUGAGGAUAACGGAGCCAUUCCGGCUCCUGUUCCUGUUCCUGCGACUUCUUUAACGGCGGCCCCGGUCACCAGGAGACGCACUGCUUCUCGGCUGCCUCCGCCCACACCGAUCAAAAAGCCCACCGGCACGGCCGCUGGCAAAGUUAAAAAGCCGAGCAGCUUGGCUGCACCCAGAAGAACGUCGGCUCAGUUGGCCGCGGCUUCGGCAGCCAAGGAGGAGGCAGCACGCGUGUCUGCUACAAUGGCAGAUGCCAAAAGAGAGGAGGAGAAGAAAAAGAAGACCUCGACGAGGUCACGGAUUGGUGCUCCCGCUGCGGCCACCGGCACCACCACCAGGAGGAGGGCCGCAAGGGCGGCGUGAGCAAGAAAGCCCGCGGGGCUUGGCGCCUUUUGUCUUUUUCACGUUUUUUUGUUAGUUUUUAGACGGGAUGAUUCCAUAUGCUGUUUACUAAUGUUGCAAUUGUCAAGAUACCCAUUGUGUUUUGCGUUGUUAGAAUAGACCUUGCUUGUGUUGGUUUGGCUGGGUUAAUGUGAUAAUUUUUCUUUCUUA
Molecule: messenger RNA, 3728 nt
Organism: Pyricularia oryzae 70-15
Lineage: Eukaryota; Fungi; Ascomycota; Sordariomycetes; Magnaporthales; Pyriculariaceae
Exons: 2
Coding region: 288-3539 (1083 amino acids)
Source: RefSeq, a predicted model, not a curated record